AUGUCCGGCAUUUUUUAUCCCCAGACUAAGGGGCCUAUGUUGAGAUUGGCUUGUCCGUGUCCUGCGAACACAGAUACGGAAGUGGACUUUCGGACAUGUCCUGUGUCCGUCAACAACGUCCGUGUACAAUACUGCCCGCAAUCUAAUGAAUCCGUCAUAAUCGAAUAG
Molecule: messenger RNA, 168 nt
Organism: Ambispora gerdemannii
Lineage: Eukaryota; Fungi; Glomeromycota; Glomeromycetes; Archaeosporales; Ambisporaceae
Source: the annotation of a GenBank genome assembly